AGUAAGUUCAGAGAAGAAUAAUGUGGUAAUUUUGGAGAUAACCUCUUUAGGGAUAUUUGAUUUCCGAUUUCCGAUUUCCUAGUCCUAGUUUUUUAGUGCAGUUUUGUUUUCUUUAAUAGUACUUUCAUUAAUAUCUAAACUAGAAUUAGUAUUCUUUACUAGUUGAUUAUCAAAUGUGUAGGUAGAAACACCUGUUUUAAUUUAUCUCUUUUAUGCAAAAUCUAAAAUUCUAAAUUCUAAUGUCUACAAGCAAAGAUAUAAGUGGUAUUUUGCGGGCGUUAAAGCUGAUAAUUGAGGCCCAAAUUAAACUUCAGAAAGAAAAUUUAGACCAUAUUUGUAAAACAUCUAGUUUCAAACCUCUUAUUCGGCAAUGUAUAGAGGAUAGUCAAAAUUUACAAAGGUCUGUUACAGCUAAAAAUGUAGAGGGUUUAGCUAAUGACAUUAAAGAUGGUGUUGAAAGAUUAAAUGUUGUGGCCCAGGGUUUAAAAGUCUAUGCAGAUUUGUCACUAGGGAGUGCCCCAAGUAAAAUUGACAGUAAAGAACAUAUUCAUAUAAAGAACUUUGCUAUUAAACCAGUAAUACCUGAUCCUGUAGUACAACCACAGAUACAUCAAGCGCAAUUGUUCACAAGAAUUGCUCCAGUAGAAGUGUCUGAUAAUAACUCUAUAAAUUUAUCUAAACUCAGUUCUAAUAGAGAAAGCAUAUCAUCUUAUGAAUAUCAAAUAAAAUUAACUGAAAGCGAUAAAAAGUUAUUACAAAGAUUAGAUAUGGAACACAGAGCAAAGCUUGUAAAGCAGGUUGAAAAAGAAAGGCAAAACGAACAAAAGGACAAUGAAAAAACUGUUGGAGAGACUAUUCAAGAAAGUAAAAUUAGGCCAAUAGUUGUACCUCAUCCUAAAUCUAAAGUUCAGUUAACUGAUACAGCCAAGCAACAAAAAGUGCCUUCAAGUAAAAUAGGUCGGAUGUGGUCAUUUGGAACUUUAGCUGCCGGCUUAAGCAUUGGAACAGCUGCUGAAUAUUUGAAAAAAGCUUUUACAGUUGAUGAUGUUGCUACUGAUGGCACUAAUAUAAUGUUGAAUGAAGCUAAUAUGAAAAGAAUUGUAGACACAUUAUGUAAAGUCAGAGGUGCUGCAUUAAAACUUGGACAAAUAUUGAGUAUCCAGGAUGAUUCAAUAAUUAAUCCAGAAUUAGCAAAGGCACUUGAAAGAGUAAGAAAAUCAGCUGAUUUCAUGCCAGACUGGCAACUAGAUCAGGUGAUAACUUCAGAGCUUGGCUCAGAAUGGAGAAAAAAGUUUACGGAAUUUAGGGACAAACCAUUUGCUGCUGCUUCUAUUGGUCAAGUACAUUAUGGAAAAUUAGAUGAUGGUCGUGAAAUAGCCAUUAAAGUCCAAUAUCCUGGUGUGGAUAAAGCUAUUGAAAAUGAUUUAGAUAUGUUGGGUGGUAUAAUGAACAUGUGGAACAUAUUUCCAAAGGGGAUGUUUUUAGAUAAUCUUAUGACAGUGGCUAAAAGAGAAUUAGCCUGGGAAGUUGACUACAUCAGAGAGGCAAUAUGUACGAGAAAAUUUAAAGAGAUAUUAAAUAGCUAUAACGAAUAUUAUGUACCAGAUGUUGUUAAUACAUUGUCAACUAAGAAGGUUUUAACAACAGAACUACUCAAUGGUAUACCAGUUGAUCAGUGUUUUGACAUGGAUUAUGAGUCGCGCCAUUUGAUCGGUGAGAAAGUUCUGGAUCUCUGUCUUUUGGAAUUAAUGCGGUUUAACUACAUGCAAACCGAUCCAAAUUGGGCAAACUUUUUGUACAAUCCUACCAAGAAACAGUUGCUUUUAUUGGAUUUUGGAGCCAGUCGAGAAUAUUCAAAAGAAUUUAUGGAUAAAUAUGUGGUUAUUCUGAAAGCAGCGUGCGACGGAGAUACCGACACUGUGCUUAAGAAGUCUCGUGAUAUAGGAUUUUUGACAGGAUAUGAGAGCAAGAUAAUGGAAGAAGCUCACGUCGAUUCCGUCAUGAUGCUCGGUGAAAUAUUCCGAACCGAGGGCGCUUACGAUUUCGCACAACAGAAUCUCACGUAUAGAAUUCAAAAUCUGGCUCAAACCAUGCUGGUUCAUCGUUUGUGCCCUCCCCCCGAAGAAGUUUACUCCCUACACAGAAAGUUGUCGGGCGUAUUUCUGCUGCUAUCCAAGUUAAAAGUAAAAGUAAACUGCAGAGAUAAAUUUUUAGCGUUGUACGAGGAAUACAUCCGCAAAAAUUGACUCAGUAUUGUCUCCAGGAAGUUUUUAACAAUACUAAUAUAGGUGCUAGUCUGAUUGUUAUGUAAUAAGAUUAUUUAUGGAUUUUAUUUUUAAUAAAGAUUGUUAACAAAAA
Sitophilus oryzae (rice weevil) is the source of this 2358-nucleotide messenger RNA. RefSeq names its product atypical kinase COQ8B, mitochondrial (gene Coq8). The coding region runs from base 240 to 2246 and encodes 668 amino acids. Gene Ontology annotation, molecular function: kinase activity. The transcript has 11 exons. Lineage: Eukaryota; Metazoa; Arthropoda; Insecta; Coleoptera; Curculionidae. The record is from RefSeq and is a predicted model, not a curated record. Gene Ontology annotation, cellular component: extrinsic component of mitochondrial inner membrane. Gene Ontology annotation, biological process: ubiquinone biosynthetic process.